Messenger RNA from Rubroshorea leprosula, 1104 nucleotides. The record is from the annotation of a GenBank genome assembly. NCBI's taxonomy places the organism in Eukaryota, Viridiplantae, Streptophyta, Magnoliopsida, Malvales, Dipterocarpaceae.
AUGAACUGGAAGAGAGAACACUUCAAAAAAUGCAGAGACAGAAAACUAUCAAAUCUCUGAAAUGCCCCUCGGGCUGCACCAUUGCUAUGCUGUGCUCGCUUUGUUUUGUUAGCAUCCUAACAAUCUUAAUCUCAAGUCCUAACAUUGCCUUCCCUUGUUUGUUCUUCGGCACAGCCACGACAACGGCCUCCGUCAGUCUCUCUCUUGUUGACUCAAUUUUCAGACGUUCUCUCCACAGCCAAAUAUCCGGUUUACAGAGCCAAGUUGGCAUUCUGCUUGAGCAGCUGCAUACAGAAAGUUCAGAAUCAAAGGUGCUAGCAAAAUUCUCCAGCCAAGUCCUUCAGAUUGCCAUAUCCUUAAACAAGCUUGCAGACGGCUUAUCCGGUCUCCAUGGUAGCAGUGCUUCUCCCUCUAGCAAUGAAUUAAGCAGCAUCCAUGAAGACUUAACUGAAACAGAAGAAACUGACGACGAAGAAGGAUCAACCCAGGGGAUGGUUUUCAGGUUAGGUGAGCUGAGGAAUUAUACUUCAUCGAAACCAAGUAGGCUAAGUGGGAAGAAGAGUUUCCUAGGAGUGGAGUCUAUCAACCCAUCAAUUGGUUUAGCUUGUGCUGGAAUGGCCACAAAUGUAGAUCGUUUCAUGAGCUACAAGAUCUAUGGCAUUUGCCCUGAUGAUUGGGACAUUGCUCAGAAGCUAAUCCUCAAUGGCUGCGAUCCACUGCCCAGAAGAAGAUGCUUUUCAAGAACACCACCUCUCAAUCGCAGAAGUAUGGAGAGUACGCCCACUCGGAUAAGGGUGGCGGUAACGAGUCAGCGAUCAAAGGUUUUUACCCGCACGCAUCGAUUAGCAGCAGGGGAGUGUCCGACUGGACUCUUCGGAAAAUCGUGCGAUCAAACACCAUCGGUUUCAACUUUCAAACUUCUGUUCCUUUAAUUGAUCGCUUUCUUUUUGUAUGAAAUGUAGGACUUUUGUACUGUAGAAGACACUUGGCGGUAAGACAAACUGAGAAAAAGGGGAGUUUGUAGUGGAUGAUAAUUGGGAGGGAUUUCAUUUGAAAAAAGUUAAAUUGUAAGAAAAAACUGUUGAAUAAAAUUGAAGGUAACGA